Molecule: messenger RNA, 726 nt
Organism: Sitodiplosis mosellana (orange wheat blossom midge)
Lineage: Eukaryota; Metazoa; Arthropoda; Insecta; Diptera; Cecidomyiidae
Exons: 6
Coding region: 1-726 (241 amino acids)
Biological process (GO): sensory perception of smell; detection of chemical stimulus involved in sensory perception of smell
Cellular component (GO): plasma membrane
Molecular function (GO): olfactory receptor activity; odorant binding
Source: RefSeq, a predicted model, not a curated record
AUGGCAGUCACAAAACAACGUUUCGACUUAAAGAGCUGGAUUCAAUUCGGUGGAAGAUACAUCUAUCCAAAUCAACACGAUGAUGAAAAAUAUAUUGAGAUAUGUUCGAAACAGGUGGACAGGUCAAUGAGAAACUUUUUGAUCAGACUUGCUGUAAUGCUUGCCAUGGAAAUUGCAAUGGAAAUGGUUAUUGUAGUGAUGUACACUGUGCCAAAAUUGAUCGAGUAUGAAUUCCAAAAACUGGAUGAAAAGUUGAAAGAAAGUCGUUCUGAUAUGGUGAAUGUGCAUCGUACAUUUCGGAAUAUUGUGCAGCAAAUUAUGGACACCGAUUAUUAUGCGAUGAAAAUCUCGGACGGGUGGUACUGGCGAUCCUUUUCAGCUCCGAUCGCUUUCACUUAUGGAAUCGCAAUGUCAAUUUUCUGUGAAUACACGAUGAAUUUUAUGGCUGGUUAUUUCAGUGCUUUAAUAUCAUAUUUACAACUGUAUUAUCUUUGUGCGGCUGCAGAUACUUUCUCGAAUGACGGCACUUGUGAGAUUUUGUACGAGAUCAAGUGGUACGUUUUGCCCAUCAAAUUCCAGAAGGACAUAAUGCAUUUAAUCAACCGCAGACAAAAUAAAAAAUCUCUAUCUGUUGGUCCUUUUGCAGAUUUAAAUAUUGAAACUUUCUAUGAUAUAUCAAAGCGCAUCUACUCUUUCAUCAUGUUCUUGUUGAAUUUUUUCGAUUAA